This is a messenger RNA of Prorocentrum cordatum, 618 nucleotides long. Lineage: Eukaryota; Dinophyceae; Prorocentrales; Prorocentraceae. The record is from the annotation of a GenBank genome assembly.
CCCUGGCCCACGCGGGCGGCGCUGGCGCUGCAGCUGGUGCGCCACGGCCACGGGCUGGCGGCGAUCGCGGUGCUCGUGAUGGUGGAGGCGCACCUGCGACCGUCGGAGCUGCUGUCGCUGACGAGACGCUCGCUGCUUCCGCCAGCCUGGUGCGGCCUGAGCAAGCGGUGCCUGCUGCUGUUUCCGGUUGCCCAGGGCUUCGCCCGCAGCCAGACAGGCGAGGCAGGCGACGCGGUGGUGAUGGACUCGACCAGGACGCCCUGGCGCAACUACAUGUUCCAUCGCCUCAGUCGGGGCCCCGGGGGCGAGCGUGUCUCCCCUUGGGACUACAGCCAGAUCUACCAGAUGUUCGUGAAGGCCGCGGUGGCCCUCGGAUUCAAGAUGGUGCCAUACCAGGGCCGCCACAGCGGGAUCUCGAUCGAUCGGGCUCAUCGUACCAGGAGCCUAGACGAGCGCAUGAAGAGGGGGCUAAGGAAGGCCACCAAGAGCAUCGCCAGGUACGAGAAGGCGGGCCGCCUGAACGAUGCCGGGCGGGAGCUGACCGCCGGCCUGCAGGAGUACGCCCUCGACUGCGAGCGCCAGCUCGAGGAGUGCCUCGCGCGUGGGCGCCGGCUGCCG